Pectinophora gossypiella (pink bollworm) is the source of this 1179-nucleotide messenger RNA. Its product is annotated as lipase member H-like. The record is from RefSeq and is a predicted model, not a curated record. The transcript has 6 exons. NCBI's taxonomy places the organism in Eukaryota, Metazoa, Arthropoda, Insecta, Lepidoptera, Gelechiidae. Gene Ontology annotation, biological process: lipid metabolic process. Bases 29 to 1063 code for a protein of 344 amino acids. Gene Ontology annotation, molecular function: lipase activity.
CACAAAACAAAUGUAGAUUAUAAAUACAAUGCCUCUAGAAGCUUAUCUACUGUCGUGUCGGUCUCUUGAUACAAUGAAGUGGGCUGUGGUAGCUCUCUUUAUCGCAGCUAGUUCUGCGAGCGUCCUGAAAGUAAGCCCUGAGCGGGGUUACCAGGAUGGCGCCAGGUUCUUCCACUUCCCAGGAGACGGCGAUGGUAUCGUCCACCUGGUGGAUCUUGAGGAGCCUGUAGAUGUUGACUACGUUGAGCAGUACACCAGAAACCCGGACAACAAUGCUUACUGGUUAUUUACCAGAGCUAACCCCACUGUUGCACAGAUAUUGUUGCCGAACAAUGCGAACAGCGUUAUUAAUUCAAAUUUCAAUUUUGGGAGAGUGACCGUCUUCCUCGCCCACGGAUGGAACGGCAAUGGCAGGAACUCAAUGAGCUUAGCGUUGACUCAAGCUUUCCUGGAAAACGGUGAUGUCAAUGUCAUAGUCCUGGAUUGGAACCGACUGGCGAACCGUAACUACGCGACGGCUAAAAACGGAGUACCAGCUGUUGGCAGAGGGUUGGGGCAGUUCAUCAACUGGCUGGUGGGCCUCGGAGCGUCAUACGACAGGAUGCACCUCGUGGGUUUCAGCCUGGGUGGACAUCUGGUCGGUAAUGCUGGCAGGGAAACUGGUGGACGUGUAAGGAGGAUAACAGCUUUAGACCCGGCCGGUCCUCUAUGGACCCGCGACAAUGGACGCAUAGUUGAGACAGAUGGUCGUUAUGUAGAAGUUAUGCACACUAACACUGGCUUGUACGGAUACACUGAUCCUUGUGGAGACGCAGACUUUUACCCCAACGGAGGAUCCAGUAUGCCAGGGUGUUGGAUAAACAGCUGCUCACACAGCAGAGCCCACGAAUACAUGGCAGCCACAGUACGAUACAACCAUCUCCUGGGACGUGAAUGCGCUACCUUAAGAGAUGCGCAAAGGGAUAGAUGUACUGGAGACUGGAAUCCUAUGGGCAAUAGUGAUUUGAAUAAAUCUUGGCCCGGAAUAUUCAGAGGCAACACAGGCAGAAGUUAUCCGUUCUAAGGUGGACUAAUUCUAGUCUUAAGUCAACUGUAUCUUUCCUCGAGAUCAAUCUGCUUUACCUGUAACAAUAAAAUAAUGACUGAAUGUGACUGAUUAAAUUGAUUAUGAUAUAAAUA